GGAAAAUGAAAAGUCACGGAAAUGGUGUGAGCAAGGUUUUGAAGUACUUCAGGCAAAAGAAAGUGUCGUCGGUACAAGAAGAUGAGCAUCACAGGUUUAGGAUAUUGCAUAAUAGAUUGUUGCAGUGGAGGUUUGUGAACGCAAGAGGCGAGGCUGCCAUGGUUAAUGUAAAGAAGGCUUCAGAGAUGAAUCUGUUUAAUGUAUGCUUGAGGAUCCUGAUGCUGAGAAAGAGAAUAUUAGAAAAGAAAAUGGAAAGGCAAAAGGUGAAGCAUGGCAUGAAAAUACAUCAACUGGUGAAUCCACAAGUGUGUCUCCUGAAUGAAUGGGAAAAAAUGGAGACAAAAUAUGAGCAACAUAUCAAUAGAUUGAUCAGAAAAUUAUCAGCUCUGUCCAUUUGUUUGCCUUUUCUUGAUAUUAAGGUAGACGUGGACUCUCUCCAUCAAGCCAUGAAAGCGGCCUUGGAAAUAAUGGAGAGCAUUGAUCCACUCAUAACAAGAUAUCAAUCUCAGGUUGAGAGAAUUCUAUAUCAAGUAACAGAACUCAACACCAUAUCAAAACAACAAGAGGAGUACUUUCAGGAACUUUUGAGAAUUAUACACAUAAUUUCUACUUCAGUGGAAAACGAGAAAAGCAUGGUGGCGCUUCUUAUUCAAGCAAAUACGAAGCUGAUCUCUAUCAAGAGAGGUGCCGACAUGUCUGACUUAUCUUAAGUAGGAUUGACUCAAAUUAAAAAAAAAAAUUGCAUACAAUAAAAAGAAAAAAAAGCGGAACACUGACUAGGGAGAUCAAUGUAUCUGUUAAUCGUUUUUCUUUAUCUAGCGAAAAAUAUUUUUCUUAUACUUCCACUUUUUCUGUUUUUCUAGUUAUGGA
Messenger RNA from Prosopis cineraria, 870 nucleotides. RefSeq names its product QWRF motif-containing protein 7. Gene Ontology annotation, cellular component: centrosome; nuclear microtubule; cytoplasm. The record is from RefSeq and is a predicted model, not a curated record. Gene Ontology annotation, molecular function: microtubule binding. The transcript is spliced from 5 exons. Bases 6 to 710 code for a protein of 234 amino acids. Gene Ontology annotation, biological process: centrosome cycle; spindle assembly. NCBI's taxonomy places the organism in Eukaryota, Viridiplantae, Streptophyta, Magnoliopsida, Fabales, Fabaceae.